Molecule: messenger RNA, 2460 nt
Organism: Dissoconium aciculare CBS 342.82
Lineage: Eukaryota; Fungi; Ascomycota; Dothideomycetes; Mycosphaerellales; Dissoconiaceae
Exons: 1
Coding region: 494-1978 (494 amino acids)
Source: RefSeq, a predicted model, not a curated record
CCAUGCCCAUGCCCAUGCCCACCGCGCGUGAGGACGUAUUGUAUGCGCAUACUCCACUUGCAUUGCAUCAAUCGGUGGCAGCCUUUCCCCACCCGUUUUCCCUCCAUCAGAUACACGACUCUAUCGGGCGACACUUGUCUCUCCCUCCAAAUAACUAGAUCUCGACCGUCCGUGAUGAUUGAAAAGCCUCCGGUAGUGCCGUUUCUCUCGUAGCCAUCCAAUGCGUCGACACUCUUCUGCCUUGUAACAUAUCUUCCCUUUAUUUGGUUGUCACGCCCGCCUUCAAUCUUUCCACAUCCUCGCUCGCUCUCCCGACCAACCAGCUUGCUCUCGAGGGCCAAUACAUACCACACAUUCGCCAUUGUCGGCUAUCGCGACAUUUUCAUUUCUUCUGCUCGACAUCGUCUGGACGGUCGACGCAUCUAGAAUCCUCGUAUUCGCCUAACCCGCCUUCAUCGAAUACUGUUGCGCUCCGCGCAUCACCGAAUUCACCAUGGCCGCCAGCAUCGCCGAGUUGCCCAUCAUCACCAAGUUGGAGCAGACCUUCAGAAUUCGACCGUCAACACCAGUCGCUGCCGGUAUAACACAAUUGCCUGCAGGCGACCAGGUCGGUGUACCGAUCGUUCUGCCGAAGAUCCUAUGCUUUGGGAGAAGUGCAGCGCUGCCGGAGGAACAUUUGGUGGAGGCGCUCAAAGUCGCGACUGCAGACGCCAUCGCCGAACUUCCCCACCUUUGCGGCAAGAUUUCCCUCGCCAACGAAGCCACCCGCCGAUGGCAACUCGAGAUCGAAGAAGAUGCCUCGGUGUUGUUCCGCGUGCGAUACUUCCCCGAGAAAUCCUACCAGGAGUACGAGCGCCUGAAAUGGCCGCCACACAUGUUGAGGCGCGAGGAGCUCUCGCUGUCCAAGUACCCCAUCAAGGGCGUCGGUACCUACAACUUUGCCGUCCAGGCGAACAUGAUCCAGGAUGGCCUCAUUCUCGCCCUGCAUAUGAGCCACAUUCACUUCGACGGCUACGCCCAUGCCCUAAUCGAGUCCGUCUUCGCCCACCACUUGUGCAGAGCCAUCGCACAGAAACCGGGUAAAUUGUCUGGAAUCAUCGUUCCGGAGGCAUUGGACAAGAGCGUGGCGUAUGGCACACAACCGGCGCGACCCAUCCUCGAAUGGGAGGACUGGCGAGCAGCUCCUCCGCCAAUGAAACUCGACGGCGUCUCGGAGGAACAGCUCUCGCAGCUCUUCGUGGCCUCGAUGGCGAACUUCUCUGUCUCGUUCUGGAAAUUCUCCGCCAAAGAACUCGCCCGGAUCCGACAGGAAGGGCAAGACACAACCCCCGGCGCCAAAAAACUCUCUCUCGCCUCCUGCCUGCACGCCUACCUCUGGAAGGCCGUCGUGCGCGCCCGCCGCCACGACCCCGAGCAGCGCACCCUCUGCCUCACCCCCGUCCAGACCCGCGGCCGCAUCAAGGAGAUGCACCCGCAAUGGUCCGGCAGCGCCCUCGUCUACAGUCGCGCGCACGCCACCGCCGGCGAAGUCGAAAAGGCACCCCUCUUCGACCUCGGCCGCCGCCUGGAGAAGGGCGUGGCGCGCUGGACACCGGCCCUGAUCCGCGAAUACUGGGGCUCGAUCGAAGCCUGCGAGGACCUGUCGACCAUCCAAGCCAACACCGACCGCGCCAAUGGCCCCGACGUCGAAUUCUCCAACAUCAGCAACUUGCCCUUCCACCGCACCGACUGGGGCAACGGCCUGCACGCCGCGGCCUGGCGCUGCACGGAGCUCGCUUUCACCGACGGAUACUUCAUCGUCGCGCCCAAGCACAACAAUGGCGACAUCGAGGUGCUGUGCUACAUGACCAAGAACACCCUGGCCAAUUUGAUCGAGGACCGCGAUUUCCGUCGCCGCGCAGAGUAUGUCUGCUCCGGAGACGUCGGUAUCGACGCCCGCAUUGCCGCUACUGAGCCGGCGCCGCGCGCCAGGUUGUAGAGGAGCAAUCCUCGUCUCAUCAUUUGCUUCUUCCGACACCCCCUUUCCCCCCUUGAAUCUCUGUUUUGUGUGUUUGAAUUUUUUGCUGCUCACUAUAUACCACGGCACCGUCGCCAAUCUCUUUGGACACUGUUUUGUUUCUUCAUCUUUGUUAGUUCGUCGCCCCUUUCUUGCACAUCUCGAGAGGUGGACAGCGGUUCAAAGGAUCGCUCCACCGAGUCUGGCGAGGAGGGGGGCGAGGCGACAUGGGCGGCGUAAUCAACAGGAGUUUUCGGAAUCCUCUUCACAAUAAGCAUACAGGGGGAGAGUUGUCUUCUCUCCCUCUCUUCCGGCCAGGCGCACAAAGGGCGCAUUGGAACUUUCUUCAGAUACCAUCUUUACUUUUACCAUAGCUUCCCUCUUCUCUCUUCCAACGAGGGAAAUGGAGAGGGGGAGAGAAAACUAGAACAAAUUAAUGCCAUUCAUGAAAACCAAAUCGGUCC